CCCGUUUGUGUGUGACUUAUGUGGUGGCGCGAAUGAUGUGUAGGCCUACGUUGUUUACUCCAGUUGCCAUAUCACACAUAAGCCUGGAAGUAUGUUGUUCCCCUGAGGUCUGUGUUACUCCUUUGACAUUUUUCUUCUUUCCUCCCAUUUAUCGAAGAGCUCAAAGCGAAAUGAAAUAAGCAUGCAGCCCGUGAGUCAUUGUCAUCUCUGUUAUUAUUACAUGCUACAUAGGGCCUACAUAUUACAGUGUGUGUCGUAUAGGUAACUUCAAAAAAUUACUAGUAAGUUAAUGUGUUGUUGUUGUUGAUUUGGUGUUUUAAUUUUUUUAGUUUACACUGCAUUGUUUCAAAAUGAGGAUAUUGGUUAUUUUAAAUCUUGAUAGUAUAGCUUGUUAAUGUAUUUGAUCGAGACUUAUGAUGAGGCCCUACAUAUGAACAUAAAAAAAAAAAUGAAGAUAAAAUAUAAAAUAAAUAAUAUACCGGUAAGAUAAAAUAUAAGCCUGUUAACAGUGCAUAUUGUCGUAUUAAAAUUAAAUUAGAACGUAUCAUUGUACGUUUUUCUAUAAUAUUUGUCAUGGCUUAUUUAAAAAGUGACCAAUCUGUUGACAUUAUUUAAAGAUGUUUUGAUACAAUUUUGAUAGAAAUUGUGAUAAAAAUAAAAGUUUGAAAGAAGAGAAAUGAAAGUACUAACGCACAAUAUGUGUUUUAUAUUGACCUUUCAUGUUGAUUAAAUACAUUUUAGGUUUCUUUGCUUUGUUAAAUCGAUCCACUUUUACAUUUAUGAAACUUAACCUGGAAAGUUUCUUUCUCAUUAAUACCGUGCCCUGUAAACUUGUUGUUUUUUCAUAUGUCAAGAUUUAUUUAUUUGGAUCUUGUGUCAGUUGUGCUAAAAGGUGACAAUUAAAUAACUCCUUGUCAUAUUUUAGACUGUUUACUUCAAUGAAAAUUUUAGAAAAAUUGAUGUUAUAAUUCUUUGUGUCAGAAUUUGUUUUCAGCUUUCACCCUUAUUUCAUAUACUGAAGGUGUAGCAGGGGACCAAGCAUAGAAUAAGGGUGUCACUUGCUCUGUAGUGUGAAGACAACCCAAAACUGCUGAGGGCCAACAUGACGCAUGCUCUGAGCAGGGAAUUCGUUGAGACAAAGAUAUCAAAGCUAUCCACUACACCACAGGACUGGGAUGUGGACAAAAGCCAGUACUUCAAACUCGACCUCAAAAUGUGCCAUCUGCGAUCAGUCGUGUAUGGUUUUGUUUGGGGCUCUGACAGUUCAAGAUCAGAUAGGUUCAAGGAUGUUGUGGAGAUGCCAUCAAGAGUAUGUGUUCUUGAUUUAUCCCUGAAUGAGUUGUCUUCCCUUGAGUAUGAUUCCCUGGCACCAUUAAGCAACCUGAGAGCCCUAGAUGCAUCCUUGAAUAGAAUCUCAAGUGUCACUGGGAUUGAGCAGUUGAAACAUUUACAUACCUUGAACCUUUCUCACAAUGAGAUAACUCGUAUUGACCUGAUGCCAUCAUGCCCUUCCCUGGUGGAACUCAACCUAAGCAUGAAUAAGCUGGAGGACAUCACAGGGUUACCUAGACUGGUUAAUUUAAAAGUGCUGCAUUUCAACAACAAUCAGCUGAAAUCCUUGGACGGUGUUCAGUCUUUGGGAAGACUCCAUGAGCUGUACAUUCAGAAUAAUAAAGUGCCAGACUUGAUUCCCCUAUGUGGAUGUCUCCACCUGUCGACGCUGAAUGCUGCUAACAAUCGCAUCCUGACUCUCCAUUCUGUCACUGAUGUCCUUGGACGACUGAAGAAGCUAAGGAUAUUGAAUCUUGAGGGUAAUCCCAUUGACCGAUCUCCAAAUUAUCAUUCAGAGCUUUUACAAAAGACUAAUGUUGUCAGUCUGGAUAAUGUACCAAUCAGACCAACGUCCACAGAAAGAGCUUCCACCCAACAAGACAACCUGCACUUGACUGAUAAUAUUUUAAGUAUUCGUGACAUGACUAAAAAAGUUUACGAGGAGCAUUUAAAAUGUGAACGCUCAAAGAUGGAGGAGAACAUACAUUUUCUGCAAGGACGAAUAGUAUCCCUGCAGGACAAUUUUCAGGAAUUUGAAAAGAAGUUAAGAUCAGACCUUGACUUGUGUUUAAUGCAUUUAGAAGGUUUGUCUUCCUCACAGUUGGCAAGAUUUGAUGCCAAUAAUGUGCAAGUUCUCCUGAAGACACCUGAAGCAAAACCGUGGCAACAGGUAAAUGAUUGGGAGAUGAAGUCUUCACAAAAGACAAAACAUGAGAGUAAAACUGACUACAAGAAGGUCAGAGAUACAGAUCAGUUGCUUAGAUUGGCAUACAUGGAGCUGUCUCGAGAUCUGUCUUAAAUUAACUUGGUGAUGUCUAAAUCUGCAUUUGUCUUUGCUUGGUGAGCGUCAUAUUACUGCAGACUAUCGACAAGUCUAAACUGCAUGCCAACCUUGGAAUUUGCAAUGUCCAUUCCAGGAAAACUGUAUUGAUGACAGGAUAUGAACGAUGACUUUUUGGUCAUCUGCAGUCUUGAGUGACAGAGAAAUUUGAGCACUUUUUCUGAAGUUCACUGUACCUUAACCGUGAGUUUGAGGGUUCAAAUCCAGCUGCAAACUGACUAUGUCAGAGAUUUGCUGGAUAUCUAGCCAGGUGCGAUGUUUCCCCAGGCUUUACACAGUAACCACUAAUCUGACCACUGCAUUGUGUAACACUGUAACAAACUAGAAAACUAUUGUUGGUUUUAAAUGGCCACAUAGUACAUAUCUGAAUCAUCUUGAUUUACUGAUAGCCUGGUGUAUUUAUUACAACAGAAAAGGUGUUUUUUAAAGGAUUACAAUGGCAACAUUUUGGAGCCUCAAGGCGUGAUCUGCAUGCACCAGGGCUUUUCUAUUGGUACAACAAAAUGACAUGCUUGACAUAUAAAUCAUAUUUGAUAGGAUGUAAUCUUACCAAUUUUAUAUAUUUUAUGAAUGUCAUAUAUACAUACACACAUGAAUAAAAUCCAUCU
Molecule: messenger RNA, 3000 nt
Organism: Liolophura sinensis
Lineage: Eukaryota; Metazoa; Mollusca; Polyplacophora; Chitonida; Chitonidae
Exons: 11
Coding region: 1103-2350 (415 amino acids)
Molecular function (GO): protein binding
Source: RefSeq, a predicted model, not a curated record